AUUUUACUUCUGCUGUACCUUUGCAGGCUUGUAUACACUGAUGGCAGAAGGCUUCAAACUAGGAUCAAAAAGGAACAGACAAAGAUUUCAAUCUACAUCAUUGGAGAUGAUGCCACGUAGAAAGAGAAAGCCAGACACCACUUCAGUCAAUGAACAAACAGUACCAAGCACUGCUGUUCACAGUUAUUUUCACGAGCGCCUUCCCUCUGAAGUCCUCCAGUAUAUCUUCUCGUUUCUCAGAGAGAGGGACCUGGUAAGCAUCAGUCAAACCUGCAGGCGCUUCAAUCAAAUCGCUUCAACUGAGAAACUAUGGAAGGACUUGUUUCAGCGCGUUUAUGAAAUGGAGUCGCCAUUCGUACCUCCUUCACCAGAGAACUGUCACUGUCCUAGCAUGCAUGUGGAGGAUGGACUAUCAUGGAAGACAAAUUUCUCAAUGAUGUAUGGUUGCUCUCAUGUCUAUCCAAAACUAGCCUCACUCCCUCCCACUCAUCCUCUCAGAGCUGAAGCACCAGCUGUAAAAUAUUAUUCAACAGUUACUGAAGCAGUUGAGGAUGCUCCUCCUUGUGGACGAAUCCUUGUCCAUCCUGGUGUAUAUAACGAGUCAUUUGUACUUGAUAGACCACUGAGUUUAAUAGGAGCCGGCCCAGAGCGUGUCCUACUUGUCAGUACCACACAGACUGUCAUCGAGGUGACGCCACAUGUCAAACAUGUGCAAGUCUCAAACAUGGAGAUAAAGUUUGAUGCACCGGAUGAUACUCCUAAUCUCAGACAAUACUGUAUUGAUAUACCCCACGGGUCCCAGCCAAUACUGCACAACUGCCACUUUACCAACACAUCAUUCUGUGGUUCCUGUAUAUAUGCUCAUGGUGAUGAUGCCUAUCCACUGGUUACUAACUGUACUGUAGCUAAUGCUAACAACGUUGGCAUCUUUGUUGAUGAUCAUGCCAAAGGUCGGUUUGAAGAUAACGAUAUUCAUAACAACAAACUCGCCGGCGUCUGGAUCAAGAACUUUGCUUCUCCAAUCUUCACUCGUAACGUGGUCCAUCACGGGCGAGACGUUGGGUUCUUUAUCUUUCAAGAUGGACGAGGUGUACUUGACAGUAAUGAUAUCCACAGUAACAGAAUUGCUGGCAUUGAGAUUAAAAAUGAAGCCAACCCAAUCAUAAGACGGUGUUCAAUACAUCAUGGAUCAACUGGUGGAGUGUAUGUACAUGAUAGGGGUCGUGGGCAAUUCAUUGAGAACAGGAUCUUUGCCAAUACUUAUGCUGGAGUUUGGAUUACAAGUGAAAGCAACCCAACGCUAAAAGACAACGAAAUAUUCUCAGGACUACAGGGAGGAGUGUACUUCUUUGGAGGAGGUAGAGGCAUACUGGAAAACAAUGAUAUACACAGUAACACACUGGCCGGAGUGCAGAUAAGGACUGGGAGUGACCCUAUCAUUAAGAACAAUCAGAUUCAUCAUGGACUCCAUGGCGGAAUAUAUGUGCAUGAUAACGGACGAGGUCUCAUUGAAGGAAAUGAAAUACACUCAAAUGCUUUGGCAGGAGUGUGGAUCACAACAGGGAGCCAGCCAACACUGAGACACAACAGAAUACACAGCGGUAAACAGGUUGGGAUAUACUUCUAUGACAAUGGGAGAGGAGUACUGGAGGAGAAUGAUAUAUACAAUCAUUCCUUUUCAGGAAUACAGAUAAGGACUGGUAGCAAUCCCACUAUUAGAAAAAAUAAGAUAUUUGGCGGUAAAAAUGGUGGAGUCUUGAUUUAUAAUUCAGGUGAAGGUGUACUAGAAGAGAAUGACAUAUAUGGGAAUGCUUUGGCUGGCGUUUGGAUCAAAACUGAUAGUAACCCGAUACUCAGACGCAAUAAUAUUUACAACGGAAAAGAAGGCGGAGUCUGCAUAUUUAAUAAUGGGCGUGGUGUUCUUGAAGACAACGACAUUUUCAAUAAUAAGCUCACAGGUGUCCUAAUAUCAUCUAACAGUCAACCAGUUCUAAGCCACAACAGAAUAUUUGGCGGGAAAGCUGCCGGGAUCGAGGUGACUAAUGGAGGGGGCGGAGUCAUUAAAGACAACGAGGUCUUUGAUAACGAUUAUGAUGGAAUCUGCCUAGCGACUGGAGUGUCACCCAUUCUUCAAGGUAAUACAGAAUACAAUAACAGGCAGACGUUGGAUGAUGCUGUUCAAAGAGGAAAAUGCCUUUACUCAAUUUCAGGAGACAAUUCAUUCCCAAUGCAUGAUUUUUACAGGUGUUUGACUUGCAGUCAGAAUGAAAGUGGUGUGAUUUGCAUCAGCUGCAUCAAGCAAUGCCACAAAGAUCACAAUGUACAGUUUGUCAGACAUGACAGGUUCUUUUGUGAUUGUGGUGCAGGUGCUCUUAAAUGCGACUGCAAUCUCACUGGAUACAAAGCAUUCUCGUCUCCUAAAGUCAAUGGGCUUGGCUCCACUGGACCAGCUGCCAUUCAAACAGUUCAAGUCCAGCAGCAUCAAGGAGAAAGCAGUAGCUCCCAGCAGCAACAGAUCCAGCAGCCGUCCCUGGCACCUCACGCUCACCAAAUCAUUGACACUUCGACAUCUUGAUUAUGCUAUCGGUCAUUCAUUUAUCAUCUCUAUUCAUUACAGCAUGCAUGUAAAAAUCUAAUAAAUAAAAGAGCUCUGUACCUAAAUCACCCACUUGAUCAGACACUUUAAUUUUUAGCAAUAGUAUAAUACCUCUUCCUCCCCCAAAGACUAUUCCUAUUUAUCAGAAAAUCAACUAACACACACACUCUCUCUCUCUCUUUAUCUUCUAACAUUGAUUCAACUACCUAUUAUCACAUUUUCUUCUCUUAACUGUAUCAUAAAAUAUACUCUUUUUUCUUUCAUUUAUUAUUUUCGUUAUCACAGGAAACUUCAUUAUCAUUAUCAUUAUUGUACGUACCACCAUUAUAAUUAUUAAUUUUUCAAGAGUCAACUAAAAUUUAUCCUCCCUUAUAAAAUUG
Amphimedon queenslandica is the source of this 2976-nucleotide messenger RNA. Its product is annotated as F-box only protein 11-like. The transcript is spliced from 20 exons. Gene Ontology annotation, biological process: ubiquitin-dependent protein catabolic process; regulation of apoptotic process. The record is from RefSeq and is a predicted model, not a curated record. Gene Ontology annotation, molecular function: protein binding; zinc ion binding. Bases 41 to 2575 code for a protein of 844 amino acids. Lineage: Eukaryota; Metazoa; Porifera; Demospongiae; Haplosclerida; Niphatidae.